This is a messenger RNA of Sycon ciliatum, 2512 nucleotides long. RefSeq names its product Krueppel-like factor 14. The transcript has 2 exons. Gene Ontology annotation, molecular function: RNA polymerase II cis-regulatory region sequence-specific DNA binding; DNA-binding transcription factor activity, RNA polymerase II-specific. The record is from RefSeq and is a predicted model, not a curated record. The coding region runs from base 606 to 1898 and encodes 430 amino acids. Lineage: Eukaryota; Metazoa; Porifera; Calcarea; Leucosolenida; Sycettidae. Gene Ontology annotation, biological process: regulation of transcription by RNA polymerase II.
GGAUGGUAUGAUCUUACCAUAGUCUCCUGUGCUGAGCUCAUACAAGAUGGGUGAGAAAUACAGUACCUCCUUUGGCCUGCAGUUGUGUGUGGUGUUUGUGCUUCGCUUCUGUAACUUGUGUGUUUUCACAGGUGGAGGCUUGGGGCACGGAGGUGCCAUAUCUCGUCUUAACCUUGCACUUAGUUGUGUGGUUAUCGCAGUGGUCUGAAGGGCACGAAGAAUAGCUGGGUUCAGGGGGCCAUUUGGUACCUACCGAGUCGAUGCCCUGACCAUACAGUAGGGGCUUUGGCCUACAUAAAGACGUUCUUGGUACAAUCACAUCAGCAGCUGGGCCAGCCAUUCUAUGGCGAAACACAUACUUGCCAUUUACCAUGACCGUUACGUCUCUGUGACUCUAUGACGUAUACCUGGGCUGAGAGCUGUUUCUAUAGAUGCUGCGCGAGGAGGAAGUUAACGAGAGUGGUGUUCAGGAACAUGGAUAAUGCAGUCUGCCUUGCUGGCCGAAUCCAUCGCUCAUAUUGCCAAACAUUUGGAAUCUAGGCAAGCGCUAUGCCGCCGAACCGGAGGACACAGCUUGACAGGCUAGUACAACUCAUCAACAAAAGAUGCGAUUGUUCAAACCAUCCAUACAAGGCCAUGAAGCUCAGGGCCCGAUAGAAGAGGCAAGGAACAAUGUGGAAAUCUCCGAUGCGCCGACUGGUUACGAUAAUAUGCAGGACUUGAACAUUUCGCUGGGUUGUACUGCCGUGCCUAUUUCAUUCCCGCCUGACAGUAAUAUUAUGCAGGAGAUGGAGGAAUUACCAGCCCACGCUCCAAACGCCUGGGGCACACUAGCGGUGCAUGGAGACCUGGGCUUGGCUGCAGGGGAUGAAGAGCUGAUGGAUUUGCUAGACGAAUGGCUACAAGCCGAAAGUCCGGGAAGUGAAAUGACUGGCCCAGCAGAUGAUCAAGUGCCAGUGAGCUCAACAGCUUCCAACAUGACUUCUUCCGGCAGUGCUCAUGCUGAGUCUGCCACUGCGGAGAAACAACAGCAGGAGCAAGGUACCGUCUCAGACCAUCCGUUUCCCGGUAUUCCGGGGAAUGUGAAUGCACAUGGUUCCGAUUCCACCGGGCCACCAUCACUGCCAGGACCUGACCAUAUGCAAACUCCCCGCAAUCACCAGCAAGGGAUGAAUGGAGGUGUUACCGUCGUGACGUCAUCACUGCUUUCUACGUCACAACCAAUGAAGAAGCGGCCCUUUGCGUGUGGUUAUGAAGGCUGCAGUCGCCGCUUCCCACGCAAAGACGAGCUGAACCGCCACACACGUACGCAUACAGGCGAAAAGCGGUUUCAAUGCGAAAUUUGCAAUACAUGGUUUUCAAGGAAGGACCAUCUCACGACACACUUCCGCACACAUACCGGGGAGAAGCCUUAUCAUUGUCCGCAUUGCCCUAGGCAGUUUGCCCGGUCUGACCAAAGGCUUCGCCAUAAGAAAAAAGUUCACAAAUUGCUAGAGUCAAGCGAAGCAUUAGGAGUGCAGCACGGACACUCACCAGGUCUCGGUGGUACGCCUUUGGCUACAAACAUGGUGAGCUUGGCAUCACUGCCCGCACUGAGUACAGCCAGCCAGUUCUCUGCCACAGCAACUCCGCCGGCUAGUAGUGCAGCCUCCGCUAGACCUUUUAAUGGGACUGCUGUAUCGAUGGGCACCGCCGCCGCCGCCGCGACACAGCAUCAUAAUUAUUCCAUGGCUGUCUCAUCCACGGUAAACGUACGGCAGCCGCAGGAGGAACAUCAUUUGCAGCAGCAGCCACAAGGCCAGCAGCACCAGAACCGUCAGCAUCUGGCUCCAGAUGUGGUUCCAGAACCAGAGCACAGUGCUGGCAUGAUUGGUCAAGCGGACAUUCCUCGUGGAUAACUUCGGCUCAGUAUCCAAAACAUCGUCUAAUCGCAUAAGGACAACAUAUGCUGCGUUGUGCACUGGUCUGGACUGGCAUGCUAUUGCCAAUGUAGUGUAAAUUUAGUGUAUGUGUAUGUGAGAAAAGGGAGAGAGAGUGUGGGUGUAUGUGGGUGUAAUGGUGUGGGCAUGUGUGGAUUUGGCAUUUAAAAGUCCCCAGCUCUAUUAUCAUUCGCGCUGGAACUGCUGCUGCAUAGCCCCAAGUCUGAAGACUUGGCAACUUUACGCCCAAUCUCUCUCUUUCCCGUUGUAUCGUUCCCUCACACCGGUGAAAAAAUUGAAAAAACUAAUGUUGUGUGGAUGUGUGUGCGACCCACUCUGUUUUUCAUUGCCAAGUCACCUAGGAGUGAAACAUUUCUUCGUACUGAAUGUAAAGCUGAGUAAAUACAGGUGAUCUUCUCUGCUGCUAAUGUUGCUGCUAGCCUUUUUAGCGUGACUCUGUUUCCGCUGCUGUGCUAAUGUUGUUGAUAAAACUCAAUUAUUUUUGUUUGCUCCUGUUUUGGGCUUUGGAUGAUCCCUAUAUCAUGAUACAAUACGCGUUGUUGUCAUUCAUUCAAUUCUUCAUAUGAACUGUA